GGGAGCCGGAGCCAGCGCUUGCAGCAUGUCUGCAGCCAGUUAGAGCACCGGGAGCCAGCCUGCAUCGGGCCAGAGCGGCGGCUGCAGCUGGCGGCUCGGCAUGAAGAAGCGGCUUUGUGCUCUGGAAGCACCUGACUGGAUGGAUGCUUUUGUCUGAGCAGCAGCAGCAGCAGCAGCAGCAGAUACCGCGGGGGGAGCGCUGAGAGCCGGCGGGGACCUGCUCUUGCUUCGGCCACUUCGGGGCUGCUCCGCUGCCGGCAUCGCAGCCCGGCUCUCCCGGAGCCCCUCGGCUACUCCGGCGGGUCCAAGCUCGGCGGUUUCCCGGGCAGCGUUUGGGAGCCAGCCGGGCAGCCUGCGGCCGGGGGCUCGGGCUGCCACCUGCACGGUGGCCAGAGGUGUCCCCAGGGCGCGAUGCAAGUGUCCAUCGCCUGCACAGAGCACAACUUGAAGAGUCGCAAUGGUGAAGACAGGCUCAUCAGCAAGCAGAACACCACUGCCCCCAACGUAGUGAAUGCAGCCCGGGCAAAAUUUCGGACAGUGGCUAUUAUUGCUCGCAGUUUGGGGACAUUUACCCCUCAGCACCACAUUUCCUUAAAAGAAUCCACGGCAAAGCAAACGGGCAUGAAAUAUAGAAACCUUGGAAAAUCUGGACUGAGAGUCUCGUGCCUGGGCCUGGGGACGUGGGUCACUUUUGGAGGCCAAAUCUCUGACGAGGUGGCCGAGCAGCUGAUGACCAUCGCCUACGAGAGCGGCGUCAACCUGUUCGACACGGCCGAGGUGUACGCGGCCGGCAAGGCUGAGGUUAUCCUGGGGAACAUCCUGAAGAAGAAGGGCUGGAGGAGAUCCAGUCUGGUCAUAACAACAAAAUUGUACUGGGGUGGAAAAGCUGAGACAGAAAGAGGCCUGUCCAGAAAGCACAUCAUCGAAGGGCUAAAGGCUUCUCUGCAGAGGCUGCAGCUGGAGUACGUGGACGUUGUCUUCGCCAACCGCCCGGACAAUAACACCCCCAUGGAAGAAAUAGUCCGGGCGAUGACACACGUGAUCAACCAAGGCAUGGCCAUGUACUGGGGCACGUCCCGCUGGAGCGCCAUGGAGAUCAUGGAAGCCUACUCUGUUGCAAGGCAGUUCAACAUGAUACCACCCGUGUGUGAACAAGCUGAAUACCACCUCUUCCAGAGAGAGAAAGUGGAGGUUCAGCUGCCAGAGUUGUAUCACAAAAUUGGGGUUGGAGCAAUGACGUGGUCCCCCCUUGCCUGUGGGAUCAUCUCAGGGAAAUAUGGCAAUGGGGUCCCCGAAAGCUCAAGGGCUGCCCUGAAGUGCUACCAGUGGCUGAAAGAGAAGAUCAUCAGCGAGGAGGGCAGGAAGCAGCAGGUGAAGCUGAAGGACCUGUCGCCCAUCGCCGAGCGCCUGGGGUGCACGCUGCCGCAGCUGGCUGUUGCCUGGUGCCUCAGAAAUGAGGGGGUGAGCUCCGUUCUCCUAGGAUCUUCCAACCCUGAGCAGCUGAUAGAGAACCUUGGAGCCAUACAGGUCCUCCCAAAGAUGACAUCCCAUAUUGUAAACGAAAUAGAUAAUAUUCUGGGCAACAAGCCCUACAGCAAGAAGGACUACAGGUCAUAAUGUGAUGCAUGAUUCCCUGGACUGCAUGGUUUAACCAGUGCUCUGCACUGAGGUACAGCCCCGAGUCAAUAUCCGGCCUUCAGAAUCAUUCAGCUGCUCGGUGUCUGCUCUCACUGGAGCCCUCCAGGUGUGUGCUCUGGCUACUAAUCUGCAGUGAAAUUUAAAAGCACAGGUCGAUCUCUCUUCUAACCAAGAAUAAUCUUGUAUUUUCUUACCUUCGACUGGAUUCAUUAAUUUUUACUUUCCUCUUAGCACCUCAUGCUUGUGCUGUGAAAAACACUUGUAAAGCAAAAAAUAAUUUCUAACCUUCAGGUACUUGGUAAUUAGAGAAGGAUGUACAGAUCUAUUUUUUCAAUGAAGAAAAGCCAGAUACAACUUAAGGUUUUAAUAAAACCACAUUUGGGAAAUCCCAACUAUAAAGUUUCUUCAGGUUAACAGAUAGAAGGGGCAAGCUCAAAUUUUCUGUUGGUUGUUUUCCUUUUUUUAUGCUGAAUGUAUGCUCUAGAUUUCGUUUGUAGUUGAGUAAAAGAUGUAGGAUAGAGAAUUGGUUAGAAAUUAGAUAGCUCAGCUCCUAACUAUACAAUUAUUCCAGCUGUGGAGUGCUCCUGGGAAGUAUUUCUGGGUACAGGCCAGAAGAGCACUGUUAGAAACACCAAACGUGCAUGUCAGGUUAAUAAAAACAAUGCAAAAUCCUAAUUCUACAUAAACCUUAAAUCAAGAAAGCCAUGUUAAAAAUACAGGUUUUUGCAUCUGUAGAAGCCUGCCUCUACUUCUGCCUGCUUGUAGACAUAGCUAAUGCAAAUUUCAAUACUCCUGAGCUUUUAAGGAUAUAGAUAUUUAUAUAUAAUGUAUAGCUGCUGAAAAAUACCAGGAAAAAACAGGUAUGUACUUUGGUGGAAGAUCACCUUUGCUUUAACUGUUCUGGAACAGGGCAUAAGUAAACACAUGGUGUUUUUCAGACACGUUGUAAACAGGUAGGGUUUUUGUGAGCACUUCAUCCCUCUGACAGUGAGCACUUCUAUAUUAAUUUGCCCAUCUCAAGAACCAAGCCAUGUUUUCCCAUGAGUUUGCUUUGUAAAAUGCUCCGAUGAUUUCAGUAGCUCUCACUCGUAUGGAACUGUGUCCUUUGGCACAUGCUUCCCAGGGGUAGGACCCUUAGACCCCAGUCCCCUUGGCUCCAGGGUAGCUGCAGAGCUUGUGCUGCCUUCAGUGGCCACGGGAUCAGAUCCUGGUCCUUGAGUUGUCUCCUCCUGUAUUUAAUCCCCUGAGCUGUGGUACGUGUAACUGAACCUCGCUGCUGUACGUCCAGACAUGCUGUCUGACUCUGAUUUCUGCUUGGACUCAAUAAAAGCAUUUUGUGC
Molecule: messenger RNA, 2978 nt
Organism: Apus apus (common swift)
Lineage: Eukaryota; Metazoa; Chordata; Aves; Apodiformes; Apodidae
Gene: KCNAB1
Product: potassium voltage-gated channel subfamily A regulatory beta subunit 1
Exons: 14
Coding region: 412-1617 (401 amino acids)
Biological process (GO): negative regulation of delayed rectifier potassium channel activity; potassium ion transport; transmembrane transport
Cellular component (GO): cytoplasm; voltage-gated potassium channel complex; membrane
Molecular function (GO): voltage-gated potassium channel activity; potassium channel regulator activity; transmembrane transporter binding
Source: RefSeq, a predicted model, not a curated record